CAGAAAACCACGAAUUUUUAAUUCAGCUGCUCCUGACAAAAGGAUUUUUAUUUACUGAAAACACCAGUGACCUAUGGCAAAUGUAUCCCAUGAUGCAGCUGGAAAGGGCGAUGUUUGCUGGUCAAACGUUUCUUGCCUCUGUCCAUCUCACGGCACCAGAUCCAUCCUACCUCUUCUGUAUUUCCUGAUGUUCAUCACUGGGCUGCCUGGAAAUGCCCUCUCUCUCCAGAUAUUUGUGAAGAAAAUGACCACCAAAACGUCGACCCACUUCUACCUGACUAAUCUAGCCGUCUCCAACAUGUUGCUCUGUGCGGUCAUGCCGUUCCUGUCCAUGUAUUACAUGAUGGGAUACAAGUGGCAAGUUAACACAGUGGUGUGCAAGAUGAUCACAGCCGUGGUGACACCAAUCUUCCACAUUAACAUCUACAUGGGCAUGUUCAUAUUGAGCUGGAUCGCACUGAGCCGCUAUGCUAUCCUGAUGAAGUCCUAUGAGCACAGGGACCAGUGUCAUCUGGCACAUAUCCACUCCAGCCUUCUCAAAAGGUUCCGGGAGUUGAGUUUUGCCAAAAUGCUGUGCCUUGGCAUCUGGACCUUUGUGAUCAGUGCCAUUGUUCCUGUUGUGCUGUACUACUCCUUCAGUGAAGUCGGAGGAGAGGAAGCUUGCUAUGGCCAAAGUGUGGAAAUAGGAGGAGAGGCCUCACAGAUCUCCAGCGCCAUCGCCAUCGCCGUCUUCUUGUUCUGCUUCCUGUUGGUCCUGCUCUCCUACGUGUCCGUAACGAGGCACCUUUACAAUAUCCAGAAAAGCUCUGCCAUUCCAGGGAAGAGUCGCAUCUAUAGCCGAGUGUUCCGAAACAUUCUGGUCAUUCAGGUGGUGCUGGCUGUCUGCCUGCUGCCACACCACAUCUACAAAGCUGUGUUCAUCAAGCUAGUCCGCCCGCCAGCCUGCGACAGACUUUCUCUGCUGGUGGAAGUGAAGAACUUCCUGCUGUGCCUCGCUGCUCUCAGGUGCAGCACAGACCCCCUCAUGUACUUCUUCCUGGACAACACAUUCCGGAGGCAUUGCAAGAGCCUCCUGAAAUGCAGCUCGGCCAAGCACAGCAGCCAGUCUUCAGGCUCGAGCAAGGAUUGGGACGUCAAUAUCUCCCACACAAAACACACCAACGUGCCUGAGAAACAAUUCGUCAGAUGGGAAGUGGCUCCAUAGGACGAGGCUUUAUUUUUAACAGAUGGACGCAUUUCGCUUCCUCAAUUUAAGGAUACGCCAAGGGCAAACUACCGAAAAUACUUAUGUUAAUGUUUCCUUAACAUGUCUCUUUUCACUCUACCUUGCUUCAAAUUGCAUUUCACUGUCAAGACUGAAACAUUAGAUACUGUUAGACAAGUUCAGAUCACUUGACAUCUCAACAACUGAUUAGAGGUCUACAGAACUGGCCUAGAGAGGCGAGAGUCUGUGGAAAAACUGACCAAUUGUAAUCCAAAGUGAUUUGCAUGUUUAUCCAUUCAUUCAGGUUGGAGUUUCACUGGAGCAAUCUGAGUGAAGGGCCUUGCUCAAGAGCUCAACACCACCCAAUCCUGUCCCACCCAUGAUUAGAACCCACAACCACCCAAAUACUACUAGUCUAGAACCCUUUUACCACUAUAAUAAAAUACCUGUCAAAUGUACAUACUGGACAAGUAAAAUACAUUGAACUAUUUUACCAUUCUGAAAUUAAAUAAAUAACUGAGGUAAGCUUUAGGUACCCGAGAAGUGUCUCUUAGAUUUUAGAUUAGAUAGGUUUGUGACAUUUGGCAGAUUAAACUCUUCUAACUAACAAAGCAGAGAGGAUGGUGACUGAGGUCUGAGGGGUCCCUGGAGCAGAAACAAUUGUGAAGUGUACCUUAGUAUACCUAGGCAAGCUGUGGGUUAAUCAUUGUCAAGGAGCAGGACAGACAAUAAGAUUACAGACAGAGGAGAGGAAGAAACAAGGAGAUGCAGGGAAGAAGGAGAGGAGAGACAAGAGUCGGGAGCAGUUGGGACUCGAAACUUGCACCAGGCGAGAGCUCCUACUUCAUGAUCAUCCAAACCAAACCUGACUGGAGCAAAGUAUUUGAACCUUGUUAGAGAGAACGUGCUAUUUGGUGUUUUUUGGGAACUUGGGUUUCCUGGGUAAAACAUACAUCAGUUAGAAACAUCUUUCCUGCUAAGGGUGCAUUUUUAUG
Molecule: messenger RNA, 2199 nt
Organism: Lepisosteus oculatus (spotted gar)
Lineage: Eukaryota; Metazoa; Chordata; Actinopteri; Semionotiformes; Lepisosteidae
Product: probable G-protein coupled receptor 82
Biological process (GO): G protein-coupled receptor signaling pathway
Cellular component (GO): membrane
Molecular function (GO): G protein-coupled receptor activity
Source: RefSeq, a predicted model, not a curated record